Molecule: messenger RNA, 1694 nt
Organism: Heterocephalus glaber (naked mole-rat)
Lineage: Eukaryota; Metazoa; Chordata; Mammalia; Rodentia; Bathyergidae
Source: RefSeq, a predicted model, not a curated record
UGCGCUUUGCGACAGCGCCGUAAGUGCGCGCGGGAGCGGGAGCAUGGCGUUGUACGCAGCGGCGGCGGCGGUAUUGGAGGGCGUGGAAAACCGCAAGGGCUCCCUCAAGGGGCUGGUGUACACCAGCAGCUUCCAGCGUGUCUCUUCGGCCGCGCAGAACGUGAAGCAGCUGUACGCGCUGGUGUGCGAGACGCAGCGCUACUCCGCCGUGCUGGACGCGGUGAUCGCCAGCGCCGGCCUCCUCCGCGCCGAGAAGAAGCUGCGGCCGCACCUGGCCAAGGUGCUAGUGUAUGAGUUGUUGCUGGGAAAGGGCUUUCGAGGGGGCGGGGGCCGAUGGAAGCCUGUGCUGGGCCGUCACCAGGCGAGGCUCAAGGCUGAGUUGGCUCGGCUCAAGGUUCAUCGGGGUGUGAGCAGGAACGAGGACCUGUUGGAAGUGGGGUCCAGGCUGGGCCCAGCCUCCCAGGUGCCUCGCUUCGUGCGAGUGAACACUCUCAAAACCUGCCCCGACGAUGCAGUGGAUUAUUUCAAGAGGAAAGGUUUCUCCUACCAGGGCCGGGCUUCCAGCCUGGAAGACCUACGGGCCCUCAAGGGGAAGCACUUUUUUCUGGAUCCCUUGCUGCCCGAGCUGCUCGUGUUUCCUGCGCAAACAGAUCUGCACGAACACCCUCUGUACCAGGCGGGUCACCUCAUCCUGCAGGACAAGGCCAGCUGCCUCCCGGCUAUGCUGCUGGCCCCACCACCUGGCUCCCACGUCAUCGAUGCCUGUGCUGCCCCAGGAAACAAGACCAGUCACCUGGCAGCUCUUCUGAAGAACCAGGGCUCUGUCCUCUCCCCCAGGAAGAUCUUUGCCUUCGACCUGGAUGCCAAGCGGCUGGCGUCUAUGGCCACUCUGCUGGCCCGCGCUGGGGUCUCUUGCUGCGAGUUGGCCGAGGAGGACUUCCUAGCAGUGUCGCCCUCUGACACACGUUAUGCCAGGGUCCAGUACAUCCUGCUGGACCCCUCCUGCAGUGGCUCUGGCAUGUUGAGCCGGCAGCUAGAGGAGCCCGGCGCAGAGCUGCCCAGCAAGGAGCGCCUGUGUGCCCUGGCAGCGUUCCAGCUUCGAGCUCUGUGCCACGCGCUCACCUUCCCUGCCGUGCAGCGCCUCGUCUACUCCACAUGCUCCCUGAGCCAGGAGGAGAAUGAGGAUGUGGUCCGAGAGGCUCUGCAGCAGAGCUUAGGGGCCUUCCGGCUGGCCCCCGUCCUGCCCUCCUGGCCACACCGAGGCCUCGGCACUUUCCCGGGGGCUGAACACUGCCUCCGGGCCUCUCCUGAGACCACACUCACCAGUGGCUUCUUCAUUGCUGUGAUUGAACGGACAGAGGUGCCCAGCUCAGCCUCACUGGCUGAAGUGCUGGCACCGGAACCUGCAGCCAGCCCUGCACGGAAGAGGAGGAAGAGGCGGCGGAAAGCAACGGCUGGUGAGGGCACAUAGCAGAUGCCAGUCGGCGGUGAGAACUGCAGGGAAGGCAGCUGCUGGAUGGCACACUGAGCCCUGGGCUGCGGCUGGGAUCUGGAAGUGGAGGGAAGCUGCCUGGCAGGUGGCUUCAACUGCUGGAAGGACAGGGGUGUCCUAGCCCUGUGGCUCCCUCCCCUGGACUGUGUUUUUGCUGGUGACAGAAGUGCUGCCCACACAAAUAAAAAGACAGGACAGUCUA